GAAGAAGUUAUGCGUCUCUCGGAGACCUUAAGGUUUCCACUUUGGGCGAGUGGGAGCGUCGUCGAUUACUGCUUACCAGAGGGUUCCUCUCGGGCGCAAAUGAGCCGGCCGUUUAUUCCCCAGACUGAAGCUGAAAUUGUCACACCACACAGAUUCAGUCUCACCUUCAGCGAGGAUCCGGUAGAGGGAGAAGCUGCUGCAAGGGAGAAGGUUGCUAGGGAGACUGCCGACACCAGCGGACGAACACGAAAGAGGAAUAGGAACACAGAAAAAUCGGGCAGCAACAAGAAAGCAGGUUUUGACGAG
Messenger RNA from Amoebophrya sp. A25, 306 nucleotides. The record is from the annotation of a GenBank genome assembly. Lineage: Eukaryota; Dinophyceae; Syndiniales; Amoebophryaceae.